This is a messenger RNA of Jatropha curcas, 819 nucleotides long. Lineage: Eukaryota; Viridiplantae; Streptophyta; Magnoliopsida; Malpighiales; Euphorbiaceae. The record is from RefSeq and is a predicted model, not a curated record.
UCGAACCUUAGUUGUAAGCAGUCGAGAGAUGGCUAAAGAGUGCCUUACUACAAAUGACAGAGCGUUUGCCAGUCGUCCUAAAGGUCUAGCCAUGGAAAUCCUGGGCUACGACUAUUCCAUGCUUGGUUUCAGUCCAUAUGGGGAGUACUGGCGCCAAAUGCGCAAAAUAGUGACUCUUGAGCUUCUCUCCAAUCAUCGGCUUGAGAUGCUAAAGCAUGUGAGAGAGGCUGAGGUAAAAAUGGACAUAACAGCUUUAUAUCAAAAAUGGAUAAAGAAUAGAAGUAGUUCCAAUAAGCUUUCUGCGGAGAUGAAGAGAUGGUUUUGGGACAUAACUUUAAAUGUGAUAUUAAAGAUAAUAGUAGGGAAACGAUAUGUGGAGGAGGAGCAUACUAAUGAAUCCGUCGAAGGUCGAGAAAGCGGGACAUGGAGAGAUGCAUUAAGGGAAUUUAUGGAAUUGUCUGGAAAGUUUUCGGUAUCAGAUGCGCUUCCAUAUUUAAGGUGGUUAGAUUUGGGUGGAGUUGAAAAGGAAAUGAAGGAAAAUUUAAAAAAAUUAGACCCUGUUGUUGAAGAAUGGUUGCAAGAACACAAGCAAAAGAAAGAAGCUUCCGGCGGCGUACCAAAGGAAGAAGAAGACUUCAUGUAUGUGUUGCUGUCCAUUCUCGGCGAUGCAAAAGAGCUUUCCACUGGAGAUGCUGAUACUAUCAACAAAGCCACGUGUAUGGUACGUAUUUCUAUCCUUCUUAUUUUUUUUAAAGGACUUAUUUAUUGCCGGAUCAAUUAAAAAUAAAUUUUGAUUGUAACAAUUAUAUUUUUGUUGAG